AUGGCAUCAUCAUCAUCAAAAUCAACAAAUUCACCAUCAAUGCAAGACGAACGAGAAACCGCUGACAAAACCUGGAAAUUCCGAUUCCAAGAACUUUUGGACUACCGCAAGGAACAUGGCAACACGCUCGUUCCACAGCGUCACCAACAGCUCGGAACCUGGGUCUCGGCCCAACGCAAGCUGUAUCGAUUGUUGCAAAAGGGACGUCACGUUCCUCAACUGAAUGAUUGGAAGAUUCAGCAACUCAACGACAUUGAUUUCAUUUGGUUUGUCGGACGGAAUCGCGACAAGAUUUUGGCUCAACUGAUGAUGGAGGGGAAAACACCAGAAAAACCGAAGGCAAUGAACAAACGACAAGCCAUUCCGCACAAGCCUUUUGUCGCACCCAAAAAGAAUAAGAAGCAAAAGACUUGCAACCAAACAACGCGCAGGCGAAAGGCUCGCUGCCAGACUCGCAGCAGCAUCACUCAACUCCAAAAGAAGAAGAUUCACCCUGCUGUGGACGAAUCAUUUUUAGUACAGCAGCAGUGCACGGAGGACGAGGACGAGGAACUCAAUGACCAUGAUUUGGAACUUGCUCGAUUGAUUGCCAACUUUACUACUACGACUACGACUACUACUACGACUACUGCUAGUCAUGAUACUUCUACCAACGUUGUCUUGGAUGACGAGGAAGAAGAACGAGCCGUCACAAAUACUAUGAUGCAAGACUAUCAAGAAAUGAACAACUAUCUCAACACCAUUGCGACUCUUCACGACGACAUUUUCAGUCUGCAGCAAGAACUUUUUCAAAUCAAGUCGACCACUGAAAAACUGCAGAACGAAUUGGUACUUCAUCAUCAUUCCAAGUCUUCUAAUGACACGACGAUUGCCUAG
Molecule: messenger RNA, 876 nt
Organism: Cylindrotheca closterium
Lineage: Eukaryota; Bacillariophyta; Bacillariophyceae; Bacillariales; Bacillariaceae
Source: the annotation of a GenBank genome assembly